AUGGCCAAGACAUACGCAGAGCGUGUUGAGAAUUUUCAGAAUGAGACAGCAAGGAAGCUUCUUCAAUGUAUUGAGCGUAAGAAGAGCAACCUCUGUGUUGCAGUUGACGUGACAAGAAAGACAGAGUUACUUGAUAUCGUUGAUAAAGUAGGACCAUACGUUUGUCUAUUAAAAGAUUUCGUCAUUGGAUUCGUUGCGGGGAGAAAGUUGACGGGCGAUGACGAGGAUUUCGUAGUCAUGAGUCCAGGAGUUGGAUUGGAUGUUAGUGGAGACGCGUUGGGUCAGAGAUAUCGUACCCCAGAAGACGUUAUUGUCAGUAGUGGUAGCGACAUCAUUAUCGUUGGAAGAGGGAUAUAUGGCAAGGGAAGAGAUGUGGUGGAAGAGGCUAAGAGAUAUAGAGAUGCUGGAUGGAAAGCGUACAUGACGAGAUUAGGCCGUUAA
This is a messenger RNA of Paraglomus brasilianum, 441 nucleotides long. Lineage: Eukaryota; Fungi; Glomeromycota; Glomeromycetes; Paraglomerales; Paraglomeraceae. The record is from the annotation of a GenBank genome assembly.